AUGGCAAAUCAAACCACUGUCACCCAGUUUUUCCUGUUGGCAUUUUCUGAUCUCCCAGAACUCCAGAUUUUACAUUUUGUGGUGUUUCUUUCCAUUUACUUGACAACCCUGUUGGGGAACAUCCUUCUCAUCCUGGCUGUAGCCCAGAAUCCUAAGCUUCAUAGCCCCAUGUAUUUCUUCUUGGUCAACUUAUCUUUAUCAGAUGUUUGUUAUAUCUCUGCCACUAUCCCGAAGUCCAUGGCCAUUUCUUUGACAAGCAACACCCUUAUUUCUUUCUCUGGCUGUGUCAUCCAAGUGUUUUUAGUUAUCUUCUGUGCAUCUGCUGAGCUGAUCUUUCUCUCUGCCAUGGCUUAUGACCGCUAUGUGGCAAUCUGUCAUCCCCUGCAAUACACCAUGAUCAUGAACUGGAAUGCCUGCUUCCAAAUGGCAGCUGCUGCUUGGAUUGCCAGCAUAAUAGAUUCUGGGGUGGAAACUGCAAACACUUUUAGAUUAUGUUUCUGUGGGUCUACUGUUUCACAAUUUUUCUGUGAUGUUCCCCAACUGUUAAUGCUUUCAUGCACUGAUAUCACAGCCAAUACAUGGUAUCUUCUUGCUUCUGCACUUACUCUGGGAUUAUUUUGCUUCUCUCUAAUAUUUUUUUCUUAUGUCUUCAUCUUCUCUACAGUAUUUAAGAUUCGUUCAGCUCAAGCCAGGUACAAAACGUUUUCCACCUGUACUCCCCACCUGACUGUAUUUAGUUUGUUCUUUUUUACUGCUGUGUUUUCUUAUUUUAAACCCCAGUCCUUAUCGUCACCAUUAUUGAAUCAGGUAGCUGCUGUUCUGUACACUGUUUUGCCACCGCUCAUGAAUCCCAUCAUUUAUAGCCUGAGAAACAGAGACAUCCAAGUGACCAUUCAGAAAAUAUUAAAGAAACUGUUUAGUUCUCACUUGAUGAUCUGA
Eublepharis macularius is the source of this 939-nucleotide messenger RNA. Its product is annotated as olfactory receptor 14C36-like. The transcript has a single exon. Gene Ontology annotation, cellular component: membrane. Gene Ontology annotation, biological process: G protein-coupled receptor signaling pathway. Gene Ontology annotation, molecular function: olfactory receptor activity; G protein-coupled receptor activity. NCBI's taxonomy places the organism in Eukaryota, Metazoa, Chordata, Lepidosauria, Squamata, Eublepharidae. The record is from RefSeq and is a predicted model, not a curated record. The coding region runs from base 1 to 939 and encodes 312 amino acids.